Vombatus ursinus (common wombat) is the source of this 6174-nucleotide messenger RNA. RefSeq names its product RAB11 family interacting protein 5 (gene RAB11FIP5). The record is from RefSeq and is a predicted model, not a curated record. The transcript has 6 exons. Bases 1 to 3867 code for a protein of 1288 amino acids. Lineage: Eukaryota; Metazoa; Chordata; Mammalia; Diprotodontia; Vombatidae. Gene Ontology annotation, cellular component: secretory granule; mitochondrion; early endosome. Gene Ontology annotation, molecular function: small GTPase binding. Gene Ontology annotation, biological process: regulated exocytosis.
AUGGCCCUGCGGCGCAGCCCCGAGCCCCCCGGCGGGCCGGCGCGCUGGCUGCCCACGCACGUCCAGGUGACGGUGCUGCAGGCCCGCGGGCUGCGGGGCAAAGGCACGGGGGGCAGCAGCACGAGCGACGCGUACACGGUGAUCCAGGUGGGGCGCGAGAAGUACAGCACGUCGGUGGUGGAGAAGAGCACGGGCUGCCCCGAGUGGCGCGAGGAGUGCGUCUUCGAGCUGGCGCCCGGCGCGCUGGACGGGCUGCUGCGGGCGCAGGACGCGGCCCCCGACGCCCCGGCCCCGGGGCCGGCCGAGCCCGCCUGCGAGCUCGUGCUCACCGCCAUGCACCGCUCGCUCAUCGGCAUCGACAAGUUCCUGGGCCAGGCCAUCGUGGCCCUGGACGAGGUCUUCCGCCAGGGCCGCGCCCAGCACACGCAGUGGUACAAACUGCACUCCAAGGCGGGCAAGAAGGAAAAGGAGCGCGGCGAGAUCCAGGUCACCGUCCAGUUCACGCGCAACACCCUGAGCGCCAGCAUGUUCGACCUGUCGGUAAAGGACAAGCCACGCUCGCCCUUCGGCAAGAUCAAGGACAAGAUGAAGGGCAAGAAGAAGUACGAGCUGGAGUCAGCCUCGGCCAUCAUCCCCAGCAGCGCCCUGGACGACCCCGACCUGCUCGGCGGCUCCAGCAAGAAGGCCAAGGCCAAGGCCUUCUUCCUCCGCAACAAGCUGCGCAAGUCCUCGCUGACGCAGUCCAACACCUCGCUGGGCUCCGACAGCACGCUCUCCUCCACCAGCGGGAGCCUGGCCUGGCUGGGCUCCGAGUACCUGACGCGCUCCCCCAGCCGCCACAGCCGGCUGUCCACCGAAGGUGGCAAAGACUCGGCUUCCUCCCCCAAACUGCUGACCCACAAGCGGGCCUACAGUGAUGAAGUGAGCCAGGUGCAGGCAGGGCUGCCCCGCGCUGGCCACGACCCUGGCUCUGGGUCUUCCCUCUGCAUCAAUGGCAGUCACAUCUACAACGAUGAGCCGUCUGUCCCACAGGCCCACCGCGCCUCCAUCUCGGGCCCCUUCCCUUCGGCCAGUGCCCUCCACGGUCUCUCCCUGCGGCGGGCCGAGGAGGGCACGGGGCCGUCGGACACGGCCCCCGGGGGCAGCUCUGAGCCGGUGGCCGCGGCAGGUGUGGGCCGAGAGGAGUCUGGAGCGCGGGCUGGCGAGGAGGAGGGUCCCCGGCGGGCAGAGGGGAAGCCCGUCCAGGUGGCCACGCCCAUAGUGUUCCCAUCCACGUCAGCAGAGAGAGAAGACGGGAGGAAGGAGGAGCGCAAGACCCGCGUGGGUCUUUUCCACCAUCACCACCAUGGGGCAGGCCGCAGGGGCUCCCUCGGGGAGAAGAUGGGCCUGGCCCUGGGUGCCUCCCUACACCCUUCCUCCAGUGGGGAGGAGAAAGGCAGGAGCGGCUGGUUUGGUUCCCGAGAGGGGAAGGAGCACACCCAGAAGCCCAGCCUGGACGUGUCUCCUCAGGUAGAACCUGGCCCAGAUGCGCCUGCGCCGCCUCCUCCGGGCAGCCUCCCCUGCUCCCCCCCUGCUCCUGUUCCCGCUGCUGCCGCUGCUAGCAUGCUAAGCACUAACCUCUUUGCACCCGCUGCCGCCGCCACCGCCUUUGCCUCCCCCCCUGCCCCCUCCCCCAGAUGUCUGGGAUCUACCAACCCAUUCCUCCCCUCCCUGCAGAGCAACCCCUUCUUUGAGGAGCUCGUGGCGGACAAAGCGUUAAAGUGUGCUUCACCUGCUCGCUCUCUCCCCAGCGGCUCGCUGGUAGCGGCCCCCACUGCGCCCUCCCUGCCGGAGUGGGACGACACCUUCGACGCCUUUGCCGCCAGCAGGCUGCCCCCCGAUGCUGGGCACGGACUCUCGGCCCCAGCCGCAGAGAGGGGGGCCUUGGGAGCGCUCCAGGCCGGCGAUGAUGACGUGCAGAUGGCAGGGUCUCAGGAAGCUCCCAGGGGAGGGGGAGGAGGCUCAGUAUCGGCGCCAGAGGCUUCCGGACCCCUGAGUCUUGACGGCUGGAGUGUGGCCCCUGCUGGCUGGGAGUCACCUGUGUUUCGAGGACCCAGCCCCUCCUUAGCAGCCGAAUGGCCCUCACCGAGCCGGGAGCCAGAGGAGGAGACCCCCUGCCAGCGUCAGGAAGCGGACCAACACCCAGAAGCCCCUGAGGCUGCUUGUCCCAGGCCCCGAAGAAGAGUGAGCGCUGAGCAGGAGAGGUCGCCUAACCCCGGAGCAUCCACGGAGCCUGAGGAAGAGCCCAGGAGCGUGGAAAGCCACUUUUUCCAAGAGUUGAAUGUGGUUACUGAUCUCUGGUCAUCAGAGAUGGUAAACAUCCCUCCUGUGUCCAGGAGCCCCCCUCCCAUCCCAAAGAGAAGCUGGGAGCAAGAAGAGAGCCUUUGGGGGGCUCUGGAUGAACCCCCCGGCCUUCAGGAGCCAGGAUCCCCAGGGCCACCUCCAGACUCUGCAGGAGACGUGGACAGAGAAGUCUUCUCACCACCCCCUGACAAAGGGGAGGGGUCCCCUGCACCAGAACCUGGCUCUCCUCCACCCAAGCCACCACGCCUUUUCACACCCAUGAAUUCCCAGAAUGAAGAGGAAGAAAUGAACCCAGGGGAGCUGAGCAGAGAAGGGACAGAACUGUGUGUCGAAGACAUCUGCCCAGGCCUUCCGGCUCUCCACCACCAGGAUGAGAUGGAGGGGGGUGCCUUGGGUGUGGAAGAGCUCGAGAUCUGCCCCACUGUAGACCGUCCAGACCAACGUGCUUCAGAAGGGGACUCUGUCAGCUGCUGGGACCCGGUUCCCCGGGUCCCUGAGCCCGGCUCUCCACCAGCUGUCCUGGAUGUCCCUUCCCCAACACUCACCUCACAGAGCAAAGCUGGCCAGAGCCAGCAUUUCUGGGCAGUUCAGGAAGCAGAGUCUCAAUUCCUUGGCAUGUUGGGGACCCUCCAAGACAAACCUGAGCCCCCUGGCCCCCUGGUGACUGCUGGUUUGGAGAAAGAUCCUUUCUGGGCUUCUGAUGAUGAUGAUGAUGACACCUUGAGCUCCUCCUUACCUCGUGGGAGCCCAGCUUCCACCAUCCUUCCAGCCUUGCUUUCUGCUGGGGAUGAAGCUUCUCCAGAAUCUCCCAGCCUAGAACUUGUGGCCCCUCAGGAUCCCCUCCUUGCUCCUCCCCUCCCUCCCCCUCUCCCUUCUCCAUGCCCAGCCACUAAUGUGAGCAGGAAGCCUGGCCAAGAAUCCCUCUCUCUGCAUGGAAGCCGGCCCUUCUCCUUCUCUACCCCGGCCCCGAUGGACUUCCCUGCAACCCGAGGCCCCUUCGAGUUCCCCUCGCCCAUCGAGGGCUCCUCGAGCCCACAGUGGGGCAUCGAGACCCCUUCCACCCUGCUUGCGCUUCUGCCCCUGGAGACACGACCAGCUGAGGAGCCUUCGAGCCAGCCUGGCGCCAGCCCCCACCCCGUGAAGCCUCUCAGCUCGGCGCCCCCAGAGGGGUCUGUGGACAAGAAGCCGCCUCGGUCUGGCCUGAGCUCAGCCCUGACCAGUGGGUUGGAGAAACUCAAGACGGUCACUUCAGGCAGCAUUCCACCUGUGGCCCCCCAGGCUGAGCAGACAGUGGAGUCCAAGGUGAAGCUGAAGGACCCCUCGCAGCCGGACCAGUCAGCCAAGUACUACCACCUGACCCACGACGAGUUGAUCGCCCUGCUCCUGCAACGGGAGCGGGAGCUAAGCCGCCGCGAUGAGCACGUGCAUGAGCUGGAGAGCUACAUUGACCAGCUGCUGGUGCGCAUCAUGGAGACAUCUCCAACGCUGCUGCAGAUCCCGCCAGGGCCCCGGGCCCCCAAGUAACCCCCUUCCCUAGUUCACACACACACACACACACACACACACACACACACACACAUACAUGGACACACACACACAAACACACACACACACACACACACACCCACCCCUGUAGGCUGGCAGGUCUUCCCAGCCAAGAGUUGAUGGUGGAAUUUUAGGGCCUUGUAGGAGAGCAAUCUGGGCCCUUCCUGGCAGGGGAGGAACCAGGGCCCCAAAGGAAAGCUAUUUCUGCUCCCCUCAGGGCUCUCCCUGCUACCAGGGACAGAUCUGGGACUAGAAGAGGCCGGCUCUGCUCUGGCCCAUUCAACUUGGGGCCCGCUGGAGCUUGGGGGCCAGAGUGGGCUGUAGAGUCUUCCAAGGACAACACAGGGGAGGUAAGGGGGGUUGCUGCCUGGGAGGCAGUGAUACUCCCUAUCCCUGUCUGAACCCAGGUGUUCCUCCUCCCCCACCCCCAGCUGGAGCUAGCUUCUCCCACUCCCCUGCCCUGAUGUUACUGCCAGUGUUACCUCUUGGGAAGCAAUCUGCCAAAAUGUGAGCCUGACAGCUAGCCGGCUCAUCCGUCAGCACUCUGCUGCGCUGCCCUGUCCCCACUGUGUGUGUGUGUGUCUGUGUGUGUGUGUGUGUGUGCGCGUGUGAGAGUGAGCGUGAGUGUGAGGGCCUGCGGUUCAGUUUGGGGAGAGGCCAAGGGGUGUGCUCUGAGUCUUUGGUUCAUUUUAUUCAGGGAGGGAUUUGCGUUCUGUUGUUUCUCCGAAAGAAUAAUCCGCCCCCCACCCCUAGGUCUUUAUCUGAUCCCAGGCUUCCUGUCUUUGGGGUUCUUCUGGGAUCUGUUUGGGUUUUAAUGUUUAAAAGCUUCUCUGUUCUCUGCUUACCCGUUCAGAUGCCAAAACUCUGCAGCCCGGAAGGGCUUAGAAAAAAAUCAUUAAAAUGUAAAAUGUGCCUUGUGGGGAGGGGCCCAGGCAGGGGUCUGGACCGAGGUCCACCUGCCCCCGCCUCCCUUUCCAUGAUGGGCUUUCUCCACCUGGCACCCCACUCCUCCCUGCUGAAGAGAAGAAGGGGUAGAGGCUCCUGCACCCCUGCCCUGGCCUGGCCAUCUGCCUGCAUGGCUCUGGGCACCUCUGGCUCACCUCCCCAGCCUUGAGCCGAGUGUGAGAAAAUGGGAGGGGCAGCCGGUGGAUGGCUGGCCAGCUCCAUGAAUGAGUUCUCAAGCCCAGGAAACCAGAAUUGGGGCAGGGGUGAUGAUGUUUGAUACCAUCCCCCCUUUCCCAUUUCACUCGAUGAAUUAACAAGCAGCUCAGUGCCCUUGCGGGUGCCCCCUCUUCUCUCCCCUCCCCAGUUCCUGCUGGCCUGCCCCUGCCUUCCUCCCCCUCUCCUGGCUACAUUGUCUCAUUGGAGGCACUGGGAUGCUGCACUUGGGGGAGGAAAGUUCUCAGCCACUCCUCCCUCUCCCCCUCCCCCCUACUGCCCACCAGCCAAGCUGCUAUUCUCGCCCUCUCCACCCAGCUGCCUUAGUUAACUGGGCUGUUGCACUUUAACAAGUAAGCAUUCGUCCUGUGUCCCAUGUUCCCCAACUGGUCCCCCUUGGCCGGGCAGCCCCUGGGGCCUGAUCUCAGCCAUCUGCCCUCCUUCCACCUUGGAUCUGACCCUCUGGACAGGUGCAUCAGGGCAGCUGUGAUAGGUGGGAGCCUGGGGCCCUUUCUGGGAUGGCAGGCUGAGGUGGGUGAGGAAGGCCGCUGGUGAUAGGUUUUGACUCGGCCUCUGGAGGGCUGUGUCAUUGGAGAGAGGAGAAACCCGAGAGAGAGAGAGAGAGAGUGUGUGUGUGUGUGUGUGUAUGUGUAUGUAUGUAUGUAUGUGCGCGCGCACGUGUGCAUUCGUAUAUGUAUGGGAUUUUGGGGGGCUGUCUUGAUGUCGGGAGGAGUCCCUGGAGAUGGAAAGCAAUGCCCUCCCCUCUCCUCAGUAGCCUGUCUUGAAAACCCCCUUUGAGUCAUUCACAGUCCUGAUCCUCUCCCUUCCCCAGGGUCUGGAGGGGGAGGGAAUGCCCCUUCUUGGGGCACAGCCAAGGAGACAAGGACCCCAGCCUGGCUGGGCUUUGGGAGGGGGCUGGAGUCUACAGCCAAGCCACAAGUUUUUGCAUCGAAGCCCAAGUUGUUCUGUGUUGUCUUUUUGCCCCUGGCCCUAGUUGGAGGCUCCAGCAGAGGGUGGACAUCCUUUUGCUUCACUGUUUGUCUUCCUUGCUGCAGUUCAUGUUUCUAAAGAGCUUGUUCUUUGUGUUUUAAGCACUUUACAAAGAAUAAAAAUUGGAUUCAUCUACGA